Paraglomus brasilianum is the source of this 698-nucleotide messenger RNA. Lineage: Eukaryota; Fungi; Glomeromycota; Glomeromycetes; Paraglomerales; Paraglomeraceae. The record is from the annotation of a GenBank genome assembly.
CCCAAUUUAAAUCUGAACUGGGAAAACGAGAUGCAGAUUAUAAAGCUGAACUAUCAAAACAUGAUGCUGAACAUAAAGCUGAAAUAGAAAAAUUAGAAUCUAAAUUACAACAGAAAUCACAAGUAUUUGCUUCACAAAUUAGACAACCGAAGGCUCCACCAUCAAAUUUAAAAACGGAAGAAGAUUAUGAAAAAUAUUAUUUAGCAAAAUUCUUUAAAGAUUUAGAUGGUGGAAGUAAAAUCGGAGGAGUGAAUGAUGCAACAAUUAAUGCCCUUGGGUGGAAAGCUGAUAAGCCAUCUGACUUUGCUAUAAAAGGUAACUCCAAACAUAUCACUGAAUCAUUGGGAUGGUUUACAGAUGUGCCAGUCAGUAUAAAGGAUAAGGAUGGUAAAACUGUCACAGCUAUUGGAAAUUUUACACAUAUUGAUAAUGGUGAACCCGAACCAAUGUUAUGUUUAGGUAUGACAUGGAUUCGAAAAGUUCAAGGUAUUUUUGACCCAAAUAAAAACCAAUUCCGAAUGAAGUUACAUGGUAAGUCUUACAUUAUCCCAACUUUUAACAAGGCUCCAGAAGCAUUAGAUCCACCAAAAGAGAAGCAAGAUUUAUUGCCUCAAGUAUCUAUUGCAAAGCAAUGGCUCUCUGAGCCUACCAUCUCAUCUAACUCAACUAAUGAGGAAGACUUAAAAAAAAAAGUGUGA